Molecule: messenger RNA, 1304 nt
Organism: Physella acuta
Lineage: Eukaryota; Metazoa; Mollusca; Gastropoda; Physidae
Product: isatin hydrolase-like
Molecular function (GO): arylformamidase activity
Source: RefSeq, a predicted model, not a curated record
ACCUGUUGGUGCAAGGUGUGUUCACUGAGGAAGUGUAUACAUGCAUUGGAGCAUCUUCUGGGCACACUCAGUAGAGAACAGAACACACCCACGAUAGAACGCCCCGCCCACUUUGUUAAAGGUAGAUAUGCAGACUAGAGAACAGGACACAUCGCAGUAGAGAACAGGACACAUUCCACUAGAGAACAGGACACACCCACUGGAGAGCAGGACACACCCACUGGAGAGCAGGACACACCCACUGGAGAGCAGGACACACCCACUGGACAGCAGGACACACCCACUAGUGAAACAUGGACCCACGUUACUUGAGCUGGGUGUGUACGGCCCUGAUACUAGCAGGGGCGUAUUCCAAGGUGAUUGACCUCUCUCAUGCACACAAACCGAACACCUUUAUGGUACCUGGGAUGCCCAAAUAUAAAUGGAACCAAAUCUCUAAACGGGACGAUACAAAGAAAAAUAAUUACUACGAGACUGGAAGCUACUCUACCGGCGAACAUGGCGGGACACACCUUGACGCCCCCGCACACUUUGUUAAAGGUGGGCUGACUCUGGAGUUUCUACCGAUAGAAAACACCAUAGCUGAGGGCGUCAUGAUCGACUGCUCUGAAGAAGCCAGGCAGAAUCCAAGGUACCAGGUCACAGUGGAGAAGAUCGAGAGCUGGGAGAGUGAACACGGCCCCAUCCCCCAACAGGCUGCCGUCAUCUUCAACUUCGGCUGGUUCAAGUUUUUUGAUGACCCCGUCAAGUUCGUUGGCACUAGCGCGGCAAUCACAGAUAACUUCGUGUUCCCAACCAUCAGCGAGGAGGCUGGAGAAUUCCUCCUACGACAACGUGACAUCAAAAUCAUCGGCGCUGACGUCAUGAGCCCUGACCCCUUCACCAUCAAAGGUGUGCAGGUAGACGGCAUGCCCAUCCACCAGAGGUACCUGGCCAGAAACAGGGUCAUCGUGGAGAAUUUGAACGCCACCGACCAGCUCCCACCCCGGGGAUUCAGGUUCUACGCCAGCCCGGUCAAGUUCCACCAAAGCACCGGCGCCCAAGUCAGGGCCUUUGCCGUCAUCGGCGACAGCACCGGAGGAAACUCGGCGUCCGCCUGGAAUGGUGCCGCCACGACCGUCAUCUCGCUGGUGACCGUGGCACUGCUGGCUGCACUCGUGUAUUAGUUUUAUCAGACUUUGUUUGGUGCAUGCAUGUGUUGUGUUUUCUAAACUAUUUGAAAACAAUAUUUUAUAUUCUGUGUAAAUAACUUCGACUGUUAUACAGUUCCGUCAGGUAACUCACACUCAUAUAAAGUUUAAUCA